GUUUACUCACUCAAUUCUAAUAAUUACCGGGUAAAUGUACCACAAUGCCUUUUAAUUUCCUAUGGAAAAUAAUUGUCUUUGACCAUUUACUUUCUAAUCAACGUUCGCUUUGCAAUUUGGCAAGCAAAUGUGUUCAUGACGAUGAAGGAAUUGAAGCGAUUAUAACGUUAACGAGCUAGCGUUAGCCAUGGUUAUUCCUUAGGCCCCCGUCCUCGUGUGUAACUUUACUCGGUAUGUAACGUUAUUCGAUUUCCAGUGCCAAUGUUUACUUUUUUUUCACGUUAUUUGCCGUUACAACUGGAUGUUAUUUCAAAGCCAAAUUCGGUCUAGUAACUUACUAACAACGUCGUUGGUAGUUACCUACAAAAUGGCCGUCCGAUAAUGCACGUUUCAUUAGCGAACAUUAACCGUUAACUAACUAAAGUAACUAGAUAUAUUUUGGACGUCGGCGUGGCAACAUGUUAUUUUACUGCCGCUGUUUAGGUAACGUAAACGAAUUACCAGAUAAUACGCUAGCUGACGUUGCAAGAUAGGCCAAAUCGGGGCCAGGUCGUGUUUACUGUGCGGAUUGAAAUGGCUAAUGGGACUGCUUUUGUCGUUCGCCUGCUAACGCUUAGCUAGUUUGUUAACUAUCCUUUGUGUGCUGCCUGUUUUUUUUGGCUAGCGCCUCUCUAGCUAACAUCAGCUCAAGGUUAUGGUGGGUACUUGCCUGUUUGGUUAGUCACCAUGGUUGAGCAUUUUACCACUGUUUCCUAGGUAACUUAGCUAACGUUAGUAAAUUGGCCUGCUAAAUUAUAGCGAGUGUAUGACGUUAGGUAACUUUAUUGCACGGGUUAAAACACGGCUGCUGCACUAAUUUAAACUAUUGGUGGAAGAAAAUUGCCUUAUCGUAUGGCUUCAUAGCAAUUUGCGCUUCUGGUGCCAUCCGUAUGUUAAAUUGUUUUUCUCAGUUGUAUUUCCUUCAGUUCUCAAAACAGUGAAUGUUUUCUAAACAGUGUGUGUGUGUAGGCCAGGCGCUUAUUUUUCUCUCUCUAGAUAAAGAUGUCUGACGAAGGAAAGCUUUUUGUUGGAGGAUUGUGUUUUGACACAGAUGAAACUUCACUGGAAGAGGCGUUUUCCAAGUAUGGCAACAUUGCUAAAGUUGAUGUUGUAAGAGACAGAGAGACUCGGAGGUCCAGGGGUUUUGGCUUUGUGACUUUUGAAAACCCUGAAGAUGCCAAAGACGCAAUGGCUGCAAUGAAUGGCAAGUCUGUUGAUGGCAGGAUGAUCCGUGUGGAUGAAGCUGGCAAGUCGGGAGGAAGAUCUGACCGUGGUGGUGGCGGCGGCUUCAGGGGGGGUUCUGGCGGCUUCAGGGGGGGCUCUGGUGGCUUCAGAGGAGGCAGAGGAAGAGGUGGCGGCUAUGGUGGAGGAGACAGAAGCUAUGGUGGUGACAGAAGCUAUGGUGGAGGAGAGAGAAGCUAUGGGGGUGACAGAAGUUACGGUGGUGGGGGAGACAGAAGUUAUGGUGGUAGCUACAGGAGUGGUGGAGGAUACUCCUCUGGGGGUGGCAGCGGAGGUUACAGAGAGGCCAGGAGUGGUGGUGAAAGUGGUUAUGGUGGCCGCUCUGGGGGAUCCUACAGAGACAGCUAUGACAGCUAUGGUAAGUUUGAUGUUGCCAUGAACUCACUGUUGGUAUGGACUAGAAAUGUUUAGUACGGACUGGACAUGAUUGCAUAGACUCCCAGAAUGGCCCUUUAAGACUUUGUUGCUCAGUAUCCGAAAGCCUGUGCCCUCUUGGAUUAGCAUGUUAAAAUACCCAGGCCUGCUCAAAAAUCCAGCUCUGCCACCCACACAGAAGCAAAAAGACAUUUCAAUAUUUUUUUUUCACUGAGUCAGUUUUCUUUUGAAGAGGCAUAAGUUCACAUCCAAUGCCCCUUGCCCUGAUGCUUUACUGUUUCAAUAAGAACUGUGGCACAAAAUAUGAAUAGGUUCUAGUCUACUGUGUGAAAAAUGUCCGAAUGCUGCAGUGCCUUUACACUUGUGGCUUCUUCUUGUCCUCAGCUACACACGAGUAAAA
This is a messenger RNA of Oncorhynchus gorbuscha (pink salmon), 2056 nucleotides long. RefSeq names its product cold-inducible RNA-binding protein B-like. The record is from RefSeq and is a predicted model, not a curated record. Gene Ontology annotation, molecular function: RNA binding. Lineage: Eukaryota; Metazoa; Chordata; Actinopteri; Salmoniformes; Salmonidae. Gene Ontology annotation, cellular component: spliceosomal complex. Gene Ontology annotation, biological process: positive regulation of mRNA splicing, via spliceosome. The coding region runs from base 1042 to 1692 and encodes 216 amino acids. The transcript has 5 exons.